Nicotiana tabacum (common tobacco) is the source of this 1933-nucleotide messenger RNA. Its product is annotated as putative FBD-associated F-box protein At1g61330. The record is from RefSeq and is a predicted model, not a curated record. Lineage: Eukaryota; Viridiplantae; Streptophyta; Magnoliopsida; Solanales; Solanaceae.
CUUCGGGGCUCUGAAUUCAAAUAAAACGCCAUAAAGCAGUCCCCUCUAACGUAAUCUAACUAUAGAUUGCUUUUAUGUGUACUUACUUAUGAAAUUUGACUAUAUUCUUAUUGUUUUUUUUUUGCCAGAUAAGAAUACAUUCAUUCAUGCACUAUAUAUACAUAGGUCUCUCACAUUUUCUUCUCACUACAUUUUGUCUUAAUAUUUCCUCCUCUCUAUAUACAUCUUGUCUUAAUAUUUCUCUUUUGUAACUUAGAAAAAUAGUUAUGGAAGCAUCAAGUUCAGGGUCCAAAAUAAAGCGAGUUUUGGUGCCAAAUCCAAGGAAAAGAUUUAGGAGAAACUCUUUGGAAACAAAUAAUAAUGAUGAAUCCAAUAAUUCUACUGUGUAUCUUCCUAAUGAAAUUGUUGAUAGGAUUUUCACUUUUUUACCUAUCGAAUAUGCUAUUACUUCUUCUUCUCUUGUUGCUAAACCAUAUAGAUAUUCAUGGUUAUAUUCUCGUGACCUUUGUUUUGAUAAAGAUUUUAGGCGACGUUGUCGAGCGAGACAAUGGUCAGAGGCGUCAGUUGUUAAUUAUAUAUUACUGAGGCACUUAGGUGACAAAAUUAGUAGCUUUAAAUUAAAUGUUAGUCCUAUACCAUAUGCUGCUUAUUUUGAGAAUUGGUUUAAAAUGGUUGCUUCAAAAGGCGUAGAAGAGUUUCAAGUAGAGUUAAUUCAACCUUAUCAGUAUUGUCAAAUAAAAUCUGAUAUCUUCACUGAGCCAACUCUUCGCGUCUUAAAAUUAGUCCGUUGUGAAUUGUUUUUGUCACAAAAAUUGAGUGGUUUACAAUUCUUGAAAUCUCUUAGUCUAAGUAUGAUUCCUGUGCCACCUUUUUUUACUAAAAAGUUGUUGUCAAGCUGUUUGCUUCUUGAAUCUUUGGCUCUAGAGGGUUGUUCUUUGAUUGGUGAAAUUAAUAUUGAAGGUUUGAAUAGGUUUAGUGCUCUUGUGCUUAGACAUUGCAUUGACUUAAUUUUGGUCACUAUUAAUACUCCAAGUAUUAGCACACUUCAUUAUAGUGGUAAGAUUAACAAAAUCAAGUUUGUGGAUCCAAUGGUCAUAAGAUUAAAAGAUGUGAUCUUGGAUUUUGGUGCUACAAAAGGGCUUCAACAUAUAGCUCAUAGGGAUGAUUUGAUGGAAGUUUUGAGAGAUGUUGAGACUCUCUCAAUUACCAAUGCUGUUCUUGAGGGGCUUUCUCCAAGAUUUGUGGAUUUUGAAUACAGAGAUGUGGAAUUCUAUUUUCAGAAUUUGAAGGAACUCCAAUUGGUUAGACGUGGAUUGAGCUUUGUCAACCCUUGGGACAUUCUUUGUUUUGUCAAGAAUUGUCCCAACAUAGAGAGACUCUUUAUUGAUUUUGGUCUUUAUGCAAUGGAAGUUGGAAGCUAUUGGAAUUUGGUGGCAAAGGAAAAAUUUGAGAAGUGCCAAACAGAAUUCCCACAACUCAAGUUAUUGAAGGUGAAGAGGUUUAAGAAACUUGAGCUUGAAGAAAAAUUGGUGAAAUAUUUCUUGUUGCAUGCUACGUCUCUGGAGUCUUUGAUUUUGUUGGAAGCAAAAAAUUAUCGCCAUGAAAUUAAACUGAGCGAUAUCAUUUAUUAUAAAACAGUUUCAAACCUAGCUAUUGUUUCUACCUAUAGUGCUUAUCAAGAUCAAAGUCGUGUGUUUCCUAAGCAUAGAGUCCUGCAGUGAGCGCAGAAGGACAGUCCGAUGGACAAGAUAUCCUGUGUUUACGCAGGGUCUGGAAUAUAUUCGGGCAUUCAUCAAAAAACUUGUUGUGUUUUCUUUCUCUUUUUGUUUCGACAUUAGUGGUGCAGUAUUCUUGUUGUGGUGAGAAUAUGUGGACAAAGAAGGGAUAUAGUGAUCAAUAUUAUUCUUGUUGUAAUAAGAAAAAUUAGAGAUGA